AAAGACUACCAUGUUAAGAUUUAUAACGCAUGAAGCGUGCAGUGUGCAACAUCGCAUCGUAGCGCAAAAGUAGCAUCAAUUUCCAGCUGUUUUGAAGAGUUUUUGGAAUUGCAAUCUCAACAAUGGCAGGUGGUGCACAGGCCAACAUACUUCGUCUCUUACAAGACGUUGGGAAGGCUGCAUGUCGAUGCCCCGCCCACUCCCAAGCCUUCCGGUUAAACCAACCCACGAUACCCAAGCAUGCUUGCUCCUCAACUGGGGCGAGCCAGCCAGAAUAUGCCUUCGAGAUGGCAUGUUCCAACAUUAGGUACGGCAAGGGAGUCACCCAAGAAGUCGGAAUGGAUUUCCAAAAUCUUGGUGCCAAGAAAGUUUGCGUCAUGACGGACAAGACGAUAGCAAGUCUGCCUAUCAUGACGGCAGUGUUGGAGUCACUUCAACGUCAUCAUGUCAGUCACGACGUGUUUCAGAACGUCAGAGUUGAACCAACGGAUGUCAGCUUCAAAGAAGCGAUAGCCUUUGCCAAGGCUGGUGGAUACGACGCUUACCUAGCUGUUGGUGGUGGUUCCGUCAUGGACACCUGCAAGGCAGCUAAUCUCUACGCUAGCAAUCCAGAGGCUGACUUCCUUGACUACGUCAACGCACCGGUCGGAAAAGGCAUGCCGGUCCGGGGGGAAGUCAAACCGCUGCUGGCCGUUCCCACCACUGCAGGCACUGGAAGCGAAACCACAGGAGUUGCCAUCUUUGACUACCUGCCUCUCAGGGCAAAGACAGGGAUUGGUAGCCGAGCGAUCAGACCACUGCUAGGCAUUGUGGAUCCUCUGCACGUCAUGCACAUGCCGGCCAGAGUGGCUACCUACAGCGGCUUUGAUGUCCUCUGUCAUGCGUUGGAGUCCUACACGGCGAUCGCCUACGACCAGCGAACACCGCGGCCAAGCAACCCCAUCGAGCGCCCCGCCUACCAAGGCAGUAAUCCUAUCAGUGACAUCUGGUCUAUGGAAUCCAUGCGAGUAAUCAAGAAGUACUUCAAGAGGUCUGUUAAGGAUCCAGAGGAUUUUGAGGCGCGGUCGGCCAUGCAUCUCGCUAGUGUGUUCGCUGGAGUGGGAUUUGGGAACGCCGGUGUACACUUGUGUCAUGGAAUGUCUUAUCCAAUCGCUGGAAUGGUCAAGAAGUUUCAGGCCAAGGAUUAUACGACAGACCAUCCCAUUGUGCCCCACGGUUUGUCCGUUGUCAUGACAGCACCAGCCGUCUUCCAGUUCACCGCUCCGAUGUGCCCGGAGAGACACCUCAAAGCUGCGGAGAUGCUAGGCGCUGAUAUCACCAACAUCAAGAAGGAAGAUGCAGGGAAAGUGGUCGCUGACUUGAUGCGGGAGUACAUGUACGAUUUGGAGGUUGACGACGGCUUGAUGGCAUUGGGCUACACCAAGGAUGACAUUCCGGACCUGGUCAAAGGAACGCUGCCUCAGAAAAGAGUGACCAAGCUGGCACCGCGAGAGCAGACUGAAGGAGACCUGGCGGCCAUGUUUGAGCAGUCCAUGAAGGUGUACUAGAAAGAUUAUCAAUCGAUACAUCCAGCAACUGAUAAGGAAAACGAUCAAUAGAUUGCUAAUUGUACCAAUCAAUAAAUUAAUCGACCUUCCAAUCAAUAAAUCGAUCGGCCUUCCAAUCAAUAAACUGAUCAGCCUUUCAAGCUAUAAAUUGAUUGGCCUUCCAAUCAAUAAAUUGAUCAGCCUUCCAAUCAAUAAAUUGAUCAGCCUUCCAAUCAAUAAAUUGAUCAGCCUUCCAAUCAAUAAAUUGAUCAGCCUUCCAAU
This is a messenger RNA of Patiria miniata (bat star), 1808 nucleotides long. RefSeq names its product hydroxyacid-oxoacid transhydrogenase, mitochondrial-like (gene adhfe1). Gene Ontology annotation, cellular component: mitochondrion. Gene Ontology annotation, molecular function: alcohol dehydrogenase (NAD+) activity; metal ion binding. The transcript has 14 exons. The coding region runs from base 123 to 1547 and encodes 474 amino acids. NCBI's taxonomy places the organism in Eukaryota, Metazoa, Echinodermata, Asteroidea, Valvatida, Asterinidae. The record is from RefSeq and is a predicted model, not a curated record.